AGCCCGCAGUGGGACCUAGAUUGGUGGUCAGACAGAUAGACAAGAGAGACAUACCCUGCAGGACCUGAUGAUGGGGUCCAUCCAUUUCUGCGCCCUCUUUGCUCUGUACUCCGGCUAUCUGCUGGCUCUGGUAGCCGGCUCCGGGGAGUACUGUCACGGCUGGUCCGAUGGUCAAGGAGACUGGCACCCGGGCUUCCAGUGUCCUGAGAGGUACGAUGGAGCCGAGGCCACCCUUUGCUGCGGCUCUUGUGAGCUCAGGUAUUGCUGCUCUGUCUUGGACAACCGACUGGACCAGGGCGUCUGCAGCAACGAUAACUACAUGCAACAGGAGGCAGACUCUCACACCAGGACUGCAUCUGUGCCCAUGUACCUGCCGUUCCUGAUUGUGGGCUCCAUAUUCGUGGCGUUCAUCAUCGUCGGGUCGUUCAUUGCGGUUUGCUGCUGCCGAUGCCUGAAGCCGAAAGAAGAGGAGAACCAACAGAGCGUUCCCUCCCAGAGUCGCCUGUUGGAGCUGGUCCCUCCGCCCAGCGUCAGAAGCCCCUCGCGACACUCCACGUCCAGCACCACCACCACCUCCACCAGGAGCUCUGUGGGACGUCAGAACAACAUGUGCUCCGUAGGCACAGACAGCAUCAACCUCUACAUGAACGUGCCGGCGAAUUUCCCGGUCAUGGGUUGUCAUCAAGCCCAACAGUUUCUGCCUCCUCAAAGCACGGCCAACCCCUUCCUCCCGCCCCAUUAUCUGAGCUACGGAAUUCCAGCUGACCACACGCUAGUCAUGGCUCCUCCAUUCGUGGACAGACCAGGCUACGGACAACCACCUCCUAUUCCUUAUUCACACGGAGCAAUACACGGUGAUCAGCUGAUGUACCCCGCGGUGACUCUGUAAGAAUCUUCAGGAAGGGAGAGGGAGGGUAAGAUUCCUCUCGCCGUUAAGUGCAGCCUCAUUGACUAUCUGUACUUAGAAACGGGAACAACGCCACAAAAUUGCCUAUCUUUGGUGCUAAUUUCUAAAUAUUGUUCAAUACCUUAUGUGCCAGAUUGUUGCCUUCUCAUAUUGACUGAGAUACACUGAGCCAGUUGAUCUUCUCAAUGUUCUUGUAAAUUAUGCCGUGUUUUUUAUAAGCUGGAUGCUUGAUUUUUUUUAAUCAAAAAAACCUCCUUUGUUGCAUUUAUUGUAUUCCAUUUGCACACUGUUAUUUCGGAAAUUGAGGACGUUAAUGUAUUCAAGUCAGAUGUUUAUGCUGAGCAAUCGUUAGAAAGUUGUAGCUGGUAANUUUUUUUAAAUACGUCGUUCAAUCUGGAUAUUACAAAGAUGUGUCAACUAUGUACAUAACAGGAACUUUGACUUCACCCUGUAAUAUAGUUUGUAAGUACCCCAAAAUGGUUUUGUAAAUGUUUGCAUAUAGUAUGCGACAAUAAUUCUGUGUAUUAUUUGGGUGAUGUAUCCUUUUUGUGUUGCUUCUGCAAAGGAGAGUUUUGUGUACAGUUUAUAAACAUCCAAACGCUUUUUAUAAGGUCUAUUUCCGAAAAAGGGCACUUACAUUUUGUAAAGACA
Messenger RNA from Callorhinchus milii (elephant shark), 1558 nucleotides. It is a transcript of the gene shisa2a, whose product is annotated as shisa family member 2a. NCBI's taxonomy places the organism in Eukaryota, Metazoa, Chordata, Chondrichthyes, Chimaeriformes, Callorhinchidae. The transcript has 2 exons. The record is from RefSeq and is a predicted model, not a curated record. The coding region runs from base 68 to 889 and encodes 273 amino acids.